Laccaria bicolor S238N-H82 is the source of this 2763-nucleotide messenger RNA. RefSeq lists its product as uncharacterized. The record is from RefSeq and is a predicted model, not a curated record. The transcript has 4 exons. Gene Ontology annotation, molecular function: RNA polymerase II cis-regulatory region sequence-specific DNA binding; DNA-binding transcription factor activity, RNA polymerase II-specific. NCBI's taxonomy places the organism in Eukaryota, Fungi, Basidiomycota, Agaricomycetes, Agaricales, Hydnangiaceae. Gene Ontology annotation, biological process: regulation of transcription by RNA polymerase II. Bases 1 to 2763 code for a protein of 920 amino acids.
AUGGCAGACCCACAAGUCUCUCCCAUAUCUCAGCUCCUUCACACCCUUGGAAUAACUCGCGAAGACUUGAACAAGCGCAGUGACCAGAUGCGUCAGUUCCUUACCGCCGAUAAUGCCCUGGCUUCACGCGUCACCGAAGGCGAAAGCGGUCGCAGAUCAAGGUCAAGCUCAGAUUUACGCCCAAACUCAAGAUCCACGACCUCAAGUAGCGCUUUGUCGCGCUCAUUGUCCCGUGGAAGCACCAGUUCCUUGCGAGACGCUACCCCACCAGCUACCCCCAUCAAAUCUGAACCUCACGAAGGCGGCCUCCCCCACCGCCACUUCGACAACAUGGAGAUGGUCAUAGCAAGGCAGAGGCGUCAGAGUCGAAGAGAAAAGAAAAGCCGGAGGGAAAAAGAACGCGACUUGUCGAGCAGAGGUGCCAUGCCACACCCACCUUCCCCCUCACCUAGUAACGCGUCUCAAUCUGGCCUCAACCUGGAUACCUUUAUGCAAUCACGCGACGACCGCCGUGGGCCUAUUCCUGGCGAUGAUUCUGCCUCUCAGGAAAAGGUGGUCGACCCUCCGCCAGUAACACCCCAGAAGAACAAAUACUACCGUGAUCAUACCAUUGCCACUAGCCAUUCACAGCCCUCAAAGGAGGUCGCUUGUAAAACUGAGACACCCACUCCAACUCGCCCUGUGGUCUUUCAGACCCAGCCAGCAUACUAUGGAUACCCGUAUAUGGCUUACCCUCACCUUCCCGUGCCACACAGGAGCGCUCAAGCGAGUUCAUCUACCCUUCCCCUCACUCCGCAACCGCACCGCACACAAGCACUUUCGCGCAAGGCGGCCAGAUCUCCUCUUCCCCCCUCUUCACCCCCGGCUCCUUCUUCGCCACUUACAUCUCCUUCGCGCAGAGUCGUCAAUCUAGUUUCCUCUCCUGGUCUGAUGGAACCAUUGCCUUCUGAGGACCAGUACGAUAAUCUUCCUUAUAAGCUCCCUCCAGGGCCGUACUCCCCGAACAAGCCAGACCUCUCUUAUGCAGCUCUAGUUGGUCAGGCAAUUCUCUCCUCCCCGGGACAUCGUCUUACGCUUCAAGAGAUUUAUGACUGGAUCACCAUCGUGCAUCCGUAUUAUAAACGUGGUGAAACGACGUGGAUGAACAGCAUUCGGCAUGUUCUGAGUACGACCAUAUGCUUCCGAAAAGUUCCCCGAGAAAGGGCAGUUGGUAGGACCUUGUGGGCGAUUUGGGACGAAGAUCUUGAGUGUUUUAAAGGCGGAGGCUUUAGAAAACAACUCUGCAAAGAUAUCAUCAAUGGAAUUGAUGCAAAGGAGAAACAAGCGGGUAGCGCAAAGCCUAAAGCCAAAUCCCGGAAGCGUGCGGAUCAGGACGACGAUACGGAGACCAGAAAGACGAAACGGGCGAAGAAAGACCAAUUCGCCUCAAGCACCAUGAUGGCCCCGCUCAUAACCCAUCCUUACUUUCCACCAAUGCGGCCCACACCUCACCAUCAAUCCUACUAUGAGACUUGUCUAUCCCAACACCAGACACUGCCUGCCGAGAUUAUAUUUCCACCCCUGCCAGCUGCUGCUGCGUUUAAUAGGGUGGUCUCAAAUGUCAUUCCUUCGUCUUCAGCCUCAAAUCCCCCAUCGGGACCGUUCUCCAUGAAAGAGGAGUCCGUUACUCGAUCCUCGCCAGAAUGCGUUGAAACGGAUUCACGGUCCGACCCUCCUCCCUCUUCCUCAAUAUCGUCUGCUUCGUCAGCCAUAUCUGUUCCAGGGCUUACACCAAACCGUAGCUCAUUGACCCCUCCAUCAUCACUGCCUACGAGUGAUGUAGAAAUGGAUAUUCCUAGUAGUCAUUCGGGCAAUCUGUUCAAGAUCGACGCUUCUAUAACUAUCUCAAGAUUGGAUGAUGAUUUGGAUAUGAUUUCGUCCGCUUCUGUCCCAGGGGACGAGGAUGACAUCUUCAACGCUUCCUUGUUGGGACCUGUACAGUUUUGGGGAGAAUCGCCAAAAGAAGGAGGCCUCUUGCAACCGGGAAUAGAGCUUCUGGACUUCAACGUUAUGUCCGAUGGUGAAGACACUAACUCUCCGUUACGGAAGAAGGGCGAAGGAAAGCAAGCGAAUCGAAAGUCCAAGAAGAUCCUACUCGCUGCGUCUCCUACCUUGAAUCGGAGAACUAGUCCUUCCCAACCGUUGAAGAUGGGAACACAACUCAUUUCGAGUGAUAUAGGGCGCCCAACGACGCCCCCUCCGUCCACCUCUAUGAUACCCUCCACUCCACCUCGCACUCGGCUUCAGAUUUCUUCCAUGCGGACCCCUAUUUCGCACAAGGGAUUGCAUAUGAGCCCUUCCGCAAGCUUGGCUCAUUACAAAUCGAAUCUCGACCCACCACCUACCAUAUCAUAUGGUGCUGGUCCCAGCAAUGCGGGCAAAGAAGAGGCUCGUGUAGAAGACGAGGCUGAUCCUAUGCGCACCCCCCGAAAGCAAACGGGCACGAACGGCGCGGCGCCUGUGACGCCGAAAAGAUUGAUGUUCUCCAGCGUUCUCGACGACUCACCUUUCCGUACCCCGUUCGGCUUCCGCACACCUGGCUCGCGUUCCAUCCUUGAUCCUCACGAUCCGAGGACGGCAUUAGAUGACGAGCUCAACCGCAUGAACGCGUAUGACGACAGUCCAGCUGGAAUAUUCGGAAAGGGAACUGGGUCUCUUCUCUAUGAUAGUCCUGGCGCUGGAUAUCUAGACUCUCCGGGGAAAUGGUCAAAAUCGUGGUGGUAA